Molecule: messenger RNA, 2502 nt
Organism: Epinephelus lanceolatus (giant grouper)
Lineage: Eukaryota; Metazoa; Chordata; Actinopteri; Perciformes; Serranidae
Gene: tmem54b
Product: transmembrane protein 54b
Source: RefSeq, a predicted model, not a curated record
UGACAGACAGACAGACAGACAGGAGUGAGGUGCUUCGUUUGGACAGAAGAGGAGACACGCUGAUAAAGUCCACAGCCGAACCCCACCGUCAGUUUAAGCGAAUGGUGACCUGAGAGAGAUGGCCGAUACAGGACUGUGUUGUGCCAGCCUGGAGGAGCCCAAGACCCUGAUGAAGAUGGGUCUGAGCAUGGUCCUCAUCGGUCAUGUGAACUUCCUGCUCGGAGCGCUGGUGCACGGUGUGGUGCUCAGACACAUCAACCUGCACAGGCAGGCCCGGGCCAUGGAGUACGCCAUCUCUAAUGUGGUCGCGCUUACCUCUGGGCUUAUAGGAGUUAUUGUCGGCAUUCUGGCUAUUGUCCUGUCUAAAAACAAGAAGAGUCGAGGCCUGACGUGGUCCCUUUUCAUGGUCGGUCUGGCUGCGGCUCUCAUGGCAGCAGCCUCAGCCAUCGGACUCUUCAUAUCUGUGGUGAGGGCCAUCAUUCACGGCGGGCGAAGCCUCCUGACUCACUGCCGCUUCCCCGAUGCCAUUGGCUACUCCAGCGUCACCAACGAGUGUCCUUUUGACCCCACACGCAUCUACAGUACCACUCUGAUCCUGUGGGUGCCUCUGAUCGUGACUUGUGUCAUCCAGAUGGUGUUUUCCGCCCGGUGCUUUGCUGUCUGUGCUUCAUUCCUGGGUCUACCUUGCUGUCCAAACAGGAAGAGAAAAAGAGACUAUGGCAGAGCGAUCAAUGUGGUGAGGCCGAUGGAGGAAGCUGCUCCCUCUCACUACACUGAACCUCCAACACGCUACACGGAACCACCAAGAAGCCACCGCGAACCUCCAAGACGGAAUGCUGAACCUCCAAGACAGCAGCAUAGACCCCCUCCCCCUUCACAGCCUCCUCCCCGUCAGCAUCGGAGUCUUCCUCCCUCGGAGAGGCGGCCUCUUCGCCAGCCGCACAGAGAAAGGUCAAACAGAGAAAGGCAAGAAACGAGGGUUGGCAGCCAGCAAAGGGCACCGGAGGAGCACCAACUGCUGGAGAGGGGUACGCUGGAAAGGUCCAGCUUCUGGAUUUAGACAUAUUUGACAUGACAGAGCUUCUUGAUGACAAAAUGCUCUGCAGUGCUUCAAUACUUGGAUUCAGACUUCAUACUUGCAACCCUAUCGUCCAGUUAGUACUUCAUGAACUCUGAGCCGGUGAUGGGUUUUUUCAGCAGUGCUGAUGUAUGGAUUUUCUGAGGCUCAGACUGUUUGCACAGUGUACAGGAUCCCAGUUAUGUGAGUGUGUCUGUUCUUGUAUUUCUGUUCUGAUGAGGGUCAAAUUAUUCAUAUCAGGAUAGACUUAUGAGGUAAAUCUUUCAAAGUGAGGACAUGGUCUCAAAUGAUGCGUAUAGGAGGGAUUAUUCAGAGUAGGGUUGCAGUGUUAUACCGGUCUCAAGGUAUACCGUGAUAUAAAAGUUGACAGUUCAUGACUGUAUCAUCAUUUGCCUAUUGACGAUACUGAAAAUAAUACAACUGGACAGAUAAUACUUCCAUUAACAAAACGGUUUAAAUGUAAAUAUAAUACCGUUGCAACCCUAAUUCAGAGUAAAAAAAAAAAAAAAAAAGGCAUUUUGAGAAAUUCACUUUGUCACUUUCUUGCUGAGAGUUAGACGAGGAGAUUGAUACCAUUCUCAGUUUGUGCGUUAAGCACGGAACUGGAGUUAGGCCAUGGUUAACUUAGCUUAGCAUAAAGACUGGAAUCAGGGGGAAACAGCUAGCUAGCUCUCUCUAAACAACUUUAAAGUUCGCUAUUAACAUGUGAUAUCUUUAUUUUUUGCGCAUAGAAAGGUGUUUAUACGUCAUGUUUUGUUUUUGAGUUGGGAGUUGAUAAGCUCAGGUUAGUAUGAAACUGGAGGAGACACAGCUAUCCUGGCUCUGGUCACCAUGAGAACGGAAACAGAGGGCUCGGCAGGGACGGAGCACCUGCUGCAGCAAGCGAACACGCCGUCUGUGGUCAUUUUGACUUGACUGGCAAACUUCACUCCAAGCAAAUUGGCUGUAGAAAUUGAAAUUGAAUGUAUAAUUAACAUUCAGGCUUUUGUAUGUUUUCUUUGCUCAUAGGUGUGUUCUUUAACUUGACCUAGCUUGAUUUAUUCCCUGCUGUCAGUCUCGAUGCUAAGCUAAGCUAAUCAUCUCCUGGCACGAGAGCAGAAUCAAUCUUCUCGUCUAAAAUGUGUGUUCUCUUAAUGUAUGAGUUUACACACAUAAUGGAGGCAGUAGGGCCAGUGAAAUGCUCUCACAAGUGGUGACGUACAGUGUGAAAUGUGUGUGUGUGUGGGUGUGUCUCCAAGCUUUUGUGUUUUUAUUGCCUGAUUGAAUAAUUGAGAAACAAUUGAGCGUGUGUGUGUGUGUGUGUGUGUGUGUGUGUGUGUGUGUGUAUUCUGCUGUUAGGUCAAGACACACUCGUUUCAAGACAAACUGCUAGUUUUUGUAUUUAUUAACUUUAGUCAACAAGCAAAUAAAGUUUUUAUUCAAAA